AUGUGGAAAAUAAGGCAGACUGCGGAGGAGCGUGAGGCGGAGCGGCAGCAGGCGAACCGGCUGAUGCUGCAGCUGCAGCAGGAGGCUUUCCAGAAAACGCUGAGUCAGCCGCUGCAGCCCGACCCGCUCUGCCUGCACAACUCCUCCCUCUACGCGCUGCAGAACCUGCAGCCCUGGGCCGAGGACAGCAAGGUGCCCGCCCUCACCCCCCCGGCCUCCCUGCUGUGA
Messenger RNA from Menidia menidia (Atlantic silverside), 228 nucleotides. The record is from the annotation of a GenBank genome assembly. Lineage: Eukaryota; Metazoa; Chordata; Actinopteri; Atheriniformes; Atherinopsidae.